CUUAACCUCUCUGCCAUCGCUCUUUUGGCGGUUUAAAAGGAUUGCAUUUGUAUUUUUUUCUUUUCGGUUUGGAACCUCUGAACGCAACGCUCGCGUCUCUCCCCAAUCCUCUAAUCAAGCUGAACUCGGAUCUUCAGCUUCCUUGCUGGAUUGAGCUUAAGAGUAAAUGGAUCAAGAAGUGCAUUUCUGCCAGAAGUUCACAAAUAUGAAUUAUCAUUGGGUAAAAGUGGAGGGAUCUUUUCUUCCUGCACCAUUAAAUGAAUCAAAUGAAGUUGAUCAUUUUCUUGUGGAGCCUAAAAGCGACCAUGAAUUAGGAAAUUGCUUGAGAGUUCAAGAUUUCUCUCGUGACUUUGGCUACGAAAUACAAACAAAUGGCGAUGCCGAAGUUGAUGAAAAUUCUUUCAGACAGAAUAGGGGAUUACAAUUGGGAAAGCUAAGUUCAGAGAGUAAAUCUCAGGGAUCAAGCAGGAGUGAUACUGAUGCUUUUGAAAUAUCAGAAUUGUCAGCAACAAUGGUAAUGGAGGCUGAAUUCAACAAUACACCUGUUGAGAGGAGUUUGACUCAUGAGUUGUUCUCUGGUCUGAGGACCAGAGGUGGGUGUGCAACACCAUUUGAAGGCAACAUCUGCAAUACGAUACUUGAUAAUAAUAAUAUCCAUAAGUUCAAUACUAAUGAAAACUAUCUUGAAAAUGAGAAAAUAUCUGAUGAAAAGGGUGAUAUUGUGGCAAGCAAACUUGCCAGUUGCUCAAGAGAGAGGAGAUUGCGCAAGCCUACUCGAAGAUACAUAGAAGAAUUUGCAGAUUCGAAGUCUGAAAAUAACAAGGGAAGGAGAAAACCUCCUACAAAAGAUAAAUACCUGAAAGUGACAUCUACUGAGGAAUCUAAUCACAUUAGACAGGUACAAAUGUUGACCCCUAAAGAUGAAUUGCAUUGUGGUACGUCUGUUCCAGUGCAGUCUCGAUCUCAGAGAAGACAUCCAGAGAAGCACGUACCAGUUUCAGGAUUUCUGUCUGAAGACGAACCUUCUGCAACUGAGUGUAAAAAUGUUUAUUCAUCUGCCAAAAUAUGUAAAAAGUAUGAUAGGAGGAAGCACCAGAAGAUGUGGACCCUUACUGAAGUAAUGCGAUUGGUUGAUGGAAUUGCUGAAUAUGGAACUGGCCGCUGGACUCGUAUAAAGAGGCACCUAUUUGCGUCUUCUCCUCAUCGUACGCCCAUAGAUCUCAGGGACAAAUGGCGGAAUCUUUUGAAAGCUAGCUGUGUUAACAUACAGAACAGUAAAGGGACUGAAUGUAAGCAGCCACAUGCCUCACGUCCACUGCCGAAGUCCCUUCUCCAACGUGUUUAUGAGUUGGCCAAUAUAUAUCCAUACCCGAAGGAGCGCAGUCCAAAAUCAGUUAGAGAAGCUACACCUCCCAUGUAUCUUAUUGAAAGUAACUCGUUGUCAUUUAAUUGGGGGCGGAAGAAGUAUGAAUGAUAUCUACAUUGGAAGCAGCAGAAAUGCCUUUGCAAUGAAGUGGAAGUCUAAAUAGUACUUACAAUGAAAAGAUCUCUGUUUCUGUUUUGAUCCUUUUGUAACGGUGAUAUGCACUUGAAACUGGGAAGAAAAUCUUCCAUAAUAAAAGCCGCGGAGCUAAUUAACUGAGAAA
Messenger RNA from Cucurbita maxima (winter squash), 1646 nucleotides. RefSeq lists its product as uncharacterized. The coding region runs from base 167 to 1474 and encodes 435 amino acids. The record is from RefSeq and is a predicted model, not a curated record. NCBI's taxonomy places the organism in Eukaryota, Viridiplantae, Streptophyta, Magnoliopsida, Cucurbitales, Cucurbitaceae. The transcript is spliced from 7 exons.